Messenger RNA from Drosophila willistoni, 504 nucleotides. Its product is annotated as glycine-rich RNA-binding protein 1. The record is from RefSeq and is a predicted model, not a curated record. Lineage: Eukaryota; Metazoa; Arthropoda; Insecta; Diptera; Drosophilidae. Bases 18 to 374 code for a protein of 118 amino acids. The transcript has a single exon.
UCGCCAAACUCAGAGCAAUGCGUGUCUUACACUCGAAUCUAUUAGUGCUAAGUGCUGGCCUGUUGGUCCUCCUUGCAGUGUCAACCAGACAGACACAAGCGGAUGUUCAGCAGCUGACUUUGGCGGAUGUAAAUCAGGCAAAUGAACAGCAGGAGACUCCGGGAAUUCGUCAGGCGCGACAGUUUGGAUUUGGAGGGCGUCGCGGAGGUUUCGGUCGGCGUGGAGGCUUUGGCGGAGGCUUUGGACGUGGAGGUUUCGGACGUGGAGGUUUCGGUGGUCGUGGAUUUGGAGGACCUGGCUUUGGAGGACCACGUUUUGGUGGCUUCUAUCCUCCACCACCACCACCUUUCUUUGGCGGACCAUUUUACGGCUGAAUUUUGGAAAUUAAAUGAGUUUGCUAUUUGAUAAGACCAAUAAAAUGAUAUUAAAUUAGGAAUAAAUGUAUAUAGAAAACGUAUUUUCAUUGUGUAAAAAAACUGCUUAAAUACAUAAUUAAUCUGAUUA